AUGGCUCCCAUUGCGCGUAAUAAGAUGGAGGCCAUCUAUGAAAUGGAUGCGCCAAUUUACCCCACAGGCGCUCCUUCAGCCCAAACGGCAGCCCCUAAAUCUCCGCCUCCACCAACCUCAUCUCGACCAGACCUCAAGCGUAGCAAGAUGGAGGCCAUUUAUGAAAUGGAUGGGACAACUGACCCUAUCGGCGCUGCUCCUUCAUCCCAAGUCCACAUUGCCCAAACGGUAAUCCCUAAAUCUCCGCCUCCCUCAACCUCAUCCCGAUCAGAGCGCCGCAAGGGCAUGAUUCUUCCUGUCGAUGAGCUUCCAAAAGAGGUCCAGAAUCUCCAGGCAGAUGGUACACUGCCAAUCUCCGAUGAAACCUCUUCCACCAUCUCCCCACAACCGCGAGCUUCACGGCGCAAGGGCAUUGUUGUUGACUUCGAGGACCUUCCGCCAGAAGUCAAGGCGCUGAACGAUGACGCAGGCCACAAUACCGAACCCGCUUGA
Puccinia triticina is the source of this 492-nucleotide messenger RNA. RefSeq lists its product as uncharacterized. The coding region runs from base 1 to 492 and encodes 163 amino acids. The record is from RefSeq and is a predicted model, not a curated record. Lineage: Eukaryota; Fungi; Basidiomycota; Pucciniomycetes; Pucciniales; Pucciniaceae. The transcript has a single exon.